GAAUCAGGGCCUGUUUGAUUGAAUCAGUUCUCCAAUUCUAGACCUGUUCUCAGAACUGUUGUUCUUAGCGCAUCUACGAAUUCCAGUUGUAUAACUCUCAAGCAGACCGUGCUCCUAGUGUUUUUGCAAUGGAAUUGUUGUGAAAGGGUGAUCUUGCGUCGUGUAUCUGGCAACCCUGGGAGCAAGUAAAACUUUGCUGGAAGUAGUUAGAUCCGUGUGAAGUGUUCGUAGGUCGGAAUUCGCUACUGUAAUAUUUUAAUAUCGACGCGUAUUUUAGUGUACACGUGCCUUGGAGAUUUAUCACUUUAACGCACUGUUACUACCAUGUCGGACUGUGAGGAAAAAUCCGCUCAUAAAGACGCGAAAGACAUGGGGACGAACAAAAAGUCGAUUAACGGGAAUGCUCGGAGCUCCAGAGCGGUUUGUGGCGUGUGUAAGCGCUUGUACCGAGAGCCCAAACUCCUGUCGUGCCUGCACACGUUUUGCGCAGACUGUAUCCGCCAGCUCGAGGCGUUUUCCCCGCUGAGCGAGCGAGGCGCGAGUCCGGCCCGGGAGCGCGUGCUGUGUCCCGCGUGCGACAGUGAGGUGGAGCUGCCGCGCGCCGGGGUGGACGCGCUCACUACAGACCAUCUGGCGCUGGACGAGGUGUUCAUGGAGACGCUGCUGCUGGACAAAAGCGCCGUGUGCGACCUGUGCGGAGACGCCGAGGCCGAGCAGCGCUGUGAGGUGUGCAGCCACAACCUGUGUGACUUCUGCAGCCAGGCGCACAGGAGACAAAAGAGGACAUCCAAUCAUGCUAUUCACAGCUUAGAAGAACUAAAGCGCCAGGGCCGUCUGUCCAGACCUGUGCUGUGUUCACUGCACUCCGACCAGGAGUUGCGUCUUUUCUGUGAGACCUGCGAUCUCACUAUUUGCCUGGAAUGCGCCGCCACGUUUCACAGGGGUCAUUGCUGCAAUCCCAUGCAUGAGGCCGUUCAUAGGCAUGGUGACCGUAUCCGGGAGCUGGUCUCCAGGAGUCUGCGGCCUCGUCUCGUUCAUCUGGAGGAGGCUGUAAGGUGCGUGGAGGUUUCCCAGGAAGCUUUGCAGUCUCGGGCAGAGGCGAUGGCGAGUGAGAUCCAGGCCUUUGCUCAAGCCUACACAAAUGCAGUGAAAACUCACUGUCGUUCUCUUCUGCACUCCCUGGAGGAGCUGAGACUACAGAGGCGCAAUCAGCUUCAGCUGCAAAAAGCCCAGUUGCAGCAGGCACUGUGUGAUAUUCUUGGCAGUGUUGAUUUUGCUGAACGUUUACUCACAUGUGGCUCUGAGGCAGAGAUCCUCAGUGUGAAGGGAGUAACCACAAGGCGGUUAAUGAGCCUGUUGGAGUUGGUGUGCAAUCCACAAAAGACCAGCCUUAGCCAUGCCACUGGUGGCGAUAUCUGUUUCUUACCACAGGAGCUUGCAGAGCAGGUGGACGGAUUUCCCAUGGUAGGAGUUCUGCAGGCCAGGACUGUAGAUCCUAGUAGGUGCACAAUUGAAGGAGAAGGUGUACAACAAUGUGUUGAGGGCCAAAAGUGCGAGUUUACACUUAUCUGCCGGGACUCUGCAGGGGAGCUGAUGGGCAAAGGAGGUGAAUCUGUACUAGUUAGCAUAAUCCACACGGAAAAGAAAGAGUGCAAAGUGGAGACAACAGUGAUUGAUAAUAAUGAUGGGUCAUAUGCUGUCUCCUACACACCCAUGAAGCCUGGAUCCUACUCUGUGUGGGUGUGUGCCAAAGCGCAGCAUGUUAAGGGAUCACCCUUUGGGCUGACAGUCAAGAGAAAAUAUCAGCGCCACCAUGGCAUCUUCCAUUGCUGCACCUUCUGCUCUAGUGGGGGUGCUAAAGAGGCAAGGUGUGGAUGUCCUGGGACAAUGCCAGGAGGGUUCCAGGGCUGUGGUCAUGGACAUAAAGGUCACCCAGGCAAGCCACACUGGUCUUGCUGUGGUAGUGUGGUGGAGAGCUCCGAGUGUGUGCGCAGCCUCGUGUCGGGCUCUCGCCGUGGACUUGUCCGAACUGUGGAACUCUGAUAGCUACCCUCACCCAGAACCACGCAAAGAUUUCAGAGCUCUAAAAUGUAAUGAUAUAUGCAAUGCUUAUUGCCUGUGAAGCUGGUUUAUUCACCAAAAACUAUUUAGACAGCUACUUUUUUUUUCUUUCUUUACAUUAACAUCUUUUUGUAUUUAAGUAUUGAGUGAUUCUGAUGUAACUUGACGAAAGCUUUAAAAAGUUGCUAAAAUGAACACGAAUUAAGAGCAAUAAACACGAGUAAAUAUUCCCACACCAAAUAUGGAACUUUAACAGAUGGUUUUAUAAAUUUAAUUAUUUAAUUGCAUUAUUUCUAAUACUUUUGCUUAAUCUUAACUGUGUAUAAAUAUGACCCUUUUAUUCACAGCUAUUAAUUAGCAUUUAUAGAUGUUACUAAUCUGAUAUAGAAGACUUGUAGAAGUUUUAAAAGCUAUAUACUCUGUAAUUGUAUGUUUGUGCUUGUGCAUGCAUGUUUGACUAAAGAUCCCUUAUUGUUAUAUAGAGUGAUGGAUAUAAAAAUCUGUUUCUAGUUUCAAAUGUGAAUAUACAGUAUGUAAUGCUAAUUUAUGUAAUAAAGGGAGAUUUUGAAGCCUAAGGAAUGACAUAUCUUGUGUAGGAACACUGAGGAGAGUGACUUGGGAAUCUGUUUCAGGUCAAUCAUUAGGUCAUUGUGUGUAUUCUGUAGAGAUGCGUUGUAAUUGAAUAAAUUAUGUUUAAUACUGGGUGAAAAAACAAAAUUUUAGCUAAAGAGGCUAAAAUUCUAUGACUGAAAGUGUGCAUGGUUUUCUUGAUAUGGAUAU
Messenger RNA from Clarias gariepinus (North African catfish), 2841 nucleotides. RefSeq names its product tripartite motif containing 45 (gene trim45). Bases 325 to 2043 code for a protein of 572 amino acids. Gene Ontology annotation, biological process: positive regulation of DNA-templated transcription. Lineage: Eukaryota; Metazoa; Chordata; Actinopteri; Siluriformes; Clariidae. Gene Ontology annotation, molecular function: protein binding; ubiquitin-protein transferase activity; zinc ion binding. The record is from RefSeq and is a predicted model, not a curated record. The transcript is spliced from 6 exons. Gene Ontology annotation, cellular component: chromatin; nucleoplasm.